AUGCCGGCCUCCUCGAACGGGGAGACCUCAGGCCACGAGGAGAAAGGAGGCGACUAUCCCAUAACCACUCGGGAACCAGAAGCCCUCGACGAUGCAGCCUCGCCCACAAAAGGUGUCGAUGCCGCGUGGGAGUUUCUCGACGCGAACCGCGGCCAGGAGCACGAACAGGUUGACCUGGCCCGGCUGCGCACCAAGAUCGACUGGCACAUCGUGCCGUUGAUGUUCUGCUGCUACACCAUGCAGUUCCUCGACAAGGUCAUCCUCAACUAUGCCGCCGUGAUGGGUAUCCACGAAGAUCUCAACCUCCAGGGCAACGAUUUCUCCAAUAUAGCCACCUUCCUCUUUGUCGGUUUGUUGUGUUUCGAGAUUCCCAAUAUCUACUUCCUCCAGGUCCUCCCCGCCGCGAAAUGGCUCGGUUUCAACGUCGUUUCCUGGGGCGUCGCGACAGCUUGCGGCGCGGCGGCCUACAACUACCAGACCCUCCUGGUAUCGCGCGUCUUCCUCGGUAUAUUCGAAGCCACCAUCGGCCCCUCUCUCAUGCUCAUCAGCAGUCAGUACUACACCAAGUCGGAGCAGGCCCCUCGCUUCUCCUUCUGGUACCUAGGUCUCGGUCUAGGCCAAAUCAUCGGCGGCCUCGUCUCGUUCGCCUUCCAGCACAUUGAAGGGGCUGGGUUGGCCGGCUGGCGCAUCAUGUUCAUUACCUUGGGGGUUGUGACCGUGAUCAUCGGCCUCGCUACCUUCUUUUUCCUGCCCGACACCCCCAUGAAAGCCCGCUGGAUGACCGACAGCGAGAAGGUGGCACUGCUGAAGCAUGUCAGUGUCAACCGGACCGGUAUCGACAGUCGCAAGUUCCGGCCCAGGCAAAUCCUGGAUGCCUUGACGGACCCUCAGAUGUACCUGAUGACUCUGUCUGUAGUCCUGCUCUCCGUCUCCAGCGGCGUCGUCACAACGUACUCUUCCACCCUGAUCCGAAACCUGGGUUACGAUCCCAAGCGAGCUGCCCUCAUGAACAUGCCCUCGGGCGCGGUCAGCAUCUUCUUCACGCUCCUCGUCGGCUUCGGUGUCCGCUUCCGGUCCCAUCGCUGGGCCUGGAUCAUUGCUUGCAUCUGUCCGGCAAUCCUCGGCGGCGCCUUGAUGUCAUUCCUCCCCGUGACUAACCGAUCCGGUAUCCUGGCGGGGAUUUACCUCGUCAACGCGGUCGUUGCUCCAUUGACCGUCUUCUAUGCGUGGACCGCCGCCAACUUCGCCGGUGCCACAAAGAGAGCCUUCGCCGUCGCCAUCGUCAGCGGCUCAUUCUCUCUCGGAAAUAUCAUCGGACCCCAGACCUUCCAGGCCCGCGAUGCACCCGAAUAUCGACCCGCCAAGGUGGCCGUCAUGGGUACUCAGGCUGGCUGUGCAUUCACCACCUUCCUCCUUCUCCUGUACUACGUUUGGAUGAACAAGAAGCGCGAUUCAGUGCCCCGCGACACGGAGGCAGAAGAGUCGUACAUGUCGCCCGAAAUCUGGGCUCAGUUGACGGACAGGGAAAACAAGAAGUUUCGGUAUACAUACUGAUAUGCUGGGGGGUUAAUG
Molecule: messenger RNA, 1572 nt
Organism: Sodiomyces alkalinus F11
Lineage: Eukaryota; Fungi; Ascomycota; Sordariomycetes; Glomerellales; Plectosphaerellaceae
Product: allantoate permease
Exons: 6
Coding region: 1-1554 (517 amino acids)
Biological process (GO): transmembrane transport
Cellular component (GO): membrane
Molecular function (GO): transmembrane transporter activity
Source: RefSeq, a predicted model, not a curated record